UGUCCCAAUGGCUGGGAAUAUUCGUCAUCGUUGACCUGCUGCGUUCCGACGGCUCCUGAUCUACCGUCCUGCCCCGCUCGAUCUUCGUGGGACAACACAAACUAUGUUUGCCAACCUUCCUCGUCAGCUCCGAUGCCCUCGUCCAUUUACGGUCGGAAAUCGAGACUUUCUAGGCGUGCGGAGCAAAGUCCACUUUCACCCUGUCCGGCAGGACUCCAGAAAUGUCCCAUUUCAAGAAUUUCCAGUUCGACAGAUGAUGAAUAUGAAUGUGUGGAGACGACGGCAGACUUGCUGAACUGCGGUGGGUGCGCGGUCACUGGGGAAGGCCGUGACUGUACUGCUAUUUCUCGAGCAGUCAACGUUGGAUGCCAUUACGGCACUUGUAUUGUCGAUAGUUGCAUGAAGGGUUACGUACCGGCCGAAGACGGUGGUAGCUGCGUGAGGGCUAGUAAUCGUAGAAUAGUCCGAGAGACUUCUUAA
Molecule: messenger RNA, 480 nt
Organism: Fomitiporia mediterranea MF3/22
Lineage: Eukaryota; Fungi; Basidiomycota; Agaricomycetes; Hymenochaetales; Hymenochaetaceae
Exons: 3
Source: RefSeq, a predicted model, not a curated record